AUGAUAAAAACGAUGUCAACGACUCCGCGAAGGAUAUACAAUCUGAGGAGCAUGGAACGACCGUCCAGAGUGAGUUUUUGAACACUGUAAGUAUUCUCAAAUAACUAAUUUCUAGGAUGAGCAGCCAUCAAUUCCGUUGAGAAAACGAGGUAGAAAUGGUUAAUAAAAAUAGAAAAAAUUAAACAUGUUUCAGUCACCGGCCAAUCAUCUGAUGAUCACGGAGUUCAGAAACGUCAGCGCACGCAACAGUCCGUCGGACCUGCUUUCGCUUCUCCCGACGCCAUGUAUCCUUAUCGACACGUUCAGCUAGAAGAACAAAGUAACAACCAAGCACAUGCAGUGAAAAAGUCGCAUUUUUCAGGGCCGUUUGCUUCCCUCCCUAAACGUUUGUCACACAUUUUGGAGAAACCGUUUGGCAACUUUGAAACGUUGCCGAGAGAUGCCGUAUUGCAUGUUUUGAGCAGAACUCCCUGUAAUCAGGGCGAUAUGAUAACAAUGCGUUAUUUUUGUUUUGCAGAUGAUGUUCUUGGAUCUAUGGCCAUGACAUCGAACGUAUGGACGGAGACUCUGCAUUCUUAUGUUGACACCGGCUCAUUUCGGGCUAGAUGGCUCGCCGACAUCGCCGAAGUACCGGAUGGUGUUCUGGAUUUUGAUCAACUUCAUACGGAUCCUUUCUAUACAAUUGGUUUGCUUAAACCUAGUUUCUAAACAAUUUUUCCAAUUACAGGUGUCUUGAUUAGAAAAGUGUCUUUUAAACAUCCUUGGAAUACGAGACUUUCCUGCCUUCAAUCGUUCAUGAAGUUAGCAUACGAAGCUGGAGCGCCCGUUUGUGGAUUGGGCAGGAUGAUUCAUGCGGUAAUGUUCUGAUCGAAUGCUUCUGUAACGGGCCUGGGCGAGCGAUCUGCUUCCCGCUGCCUGAGAAAUGGCUUUGCAAAAAAACGAGGGACGAUGGAAAUACAAUUUGCGCGGUAGAAGAAACGGUAGACAGUUAAAGGCGCAAUGCGUGAAACUUAUUUCUAUGCGCCUUUAUCUUUUUCCUCUGCGUCUCUCUCUUCUACAGCGCAAAUGGGAUUUCCCUCGCCCCCAGACUUUUGCGUUGAUCAAAUUUUUUCUCUGCUUCAAGCGCUUUUCUAAUCCGCCCAGGCCUGUUUUGUAAUUUCUAAAAUUUAUGCAGUUCACUCUUCGUCCCGAUGAAGAUAUCUCUUUGGAAUACGUCGAUGAUAUAAUUUCAAUGGGCUUCUCAGUUUUUGAAAAUCUGAAGGAAGACUUGAACUGUGUCAUCACGAGAGCCGACAAUGAGCGUGAGUUGAUUGGGUACAAUCUGGACAUGCUACACACAGAAAUGAAGGCAAGUUGUAAGAUUACAGGAACAGUAAUCUCAUGUUAUUUUGCAGAUCAGGAACACGACUCUCUCACUAUUCUUGAGCAACGGCUCCUUGAAUCCUUCUGACGGUGUCAACAAGUUUUUCCUCGGUGGAUUGAUGAAAGUGUUCAAGAAUAUACACGGCUCUCUGCCAACUCCUCUUUUCUACCUCCUCUUUGCACCAACAAUUUUUCAUGAGCAAAUCGGUUUGUUUUCUAACAGGGCUUUUUUUAAGCAUAUCUUGUUCAGAAGUGAUUCAUUGGCACCGGUUCUCGCAAAUAUCCGUCAAUAGUCUGGAAGAUGCUCAGGAGCUGAAGCCUCUUUCAAAGGCGCUGCAUGCUCUCCUAUUAUGCAGAAACCUGAAAAAUGCGGCGCCGUGGACAAAGAACACCAUAUUCAAUCUGAUGGAAGAAGUUACAAGUAAGAGUUUGAGAAUAGAUCAAAAGGAUGAGCACCGUUUUCCAGCGUAUCCGAGUCCAUGGUCGAUGAACACAUUUGUUUCACUUCAAGUGCUCGAGCCGGAGCUCGUUCCCAUCGGAGUUAUUGCUCGAAUGCAUAGAAGUCAUGAGGACGAAGCAGGAGACAUGAUAUGCACUAUGAAGAUGGUAACCAUUGUUCUUCCCGUCUUUCCUCAUUGAAUUCAACUGUUUCAGUUGCUUCAUCGAUGGGGAAUGGAUGUGCUGGGAGUGAUGGAGUGUGUCAUGGACAACAUCAAAUCGGGCCUCAAGCCAGCUCAGCGGCGUUUUCUCUUCGAGCGGUGCUGGGACUGGCAUCAGAGAAAUAUCGACGAACUGCGGUCGCGUGGCGGUCGUUUUUCCGACAUUCGAGACGAAAUCGAGAGCCAAAUACAAGUGAUGCCGGUGCUCAUGAAGCUUUUGUAA
Messenger RNA from Caenorhabditis sp. 36 PRJEB53466, 2244 nucleotides. The record is from the annotation of a GenBank genome assembly. NCBI's taxonomy places the organism in Eukaryota, Metazoa, Nematoda, Chromadorea, Rhabditida, Rhabditidae.